AUGAGAGCAUCACAAAUCCUAGGGUUUAGGUCGAGUUUACAAACGGCCUUAAGAAGACCUUGGCAAACAUAUAGAGAUGGUACAAUAUGGUAUGGUCAGCUUAAGACUGGUUCCAAGAGACAUCGUUUGACAACUAAACAAGGAAACAAGAAUUAUUACAAAGGUACCGGAUCCUCAGGUAUUGGGACUUUGGAUACCCGUGGCAGGUAUCAUAUAAAUUGGGAUAAAGUCAGAACGUAUGUUGUUCCAGCUGGUUUGAACGUUAGCACUUUAAAGCCAUUGGUUUCACCCAAGUCACCCAAAUUUAUACAAAAGGUUGAAGGAUACGACGAUGGGUUUAAAAGCCCACAAUUGGCAUUACACUCGGCUAUAAAUUUCAUAGAGAAUGGUUCCAGUAUGGAAGAUCUAGAUUUGGAGGAAAUAGGAUAUGUUGAAAAAAUCACAAAUCCUAAGCUCCAGAAAAAAGAAACUACAACUGAGGAUGAUGACUAA
Messenger RNA from Lodderomyces oxycetoniae, 492 nucleotides. It is a transcript of the gene MRPL27, whose product is annotated as mitochondrial 54S ribosomal protein mL41. Gene Ontology annotation, cellular component: mitochondrial large ribosomal subunit. The record is from RefSeq and is a predicted model, not a curated record. The transcript has a single exon. NCBI's taxonomy places the organism in Eukaryota, Fungi, Ascomycota, Pichiomycetes, Serinales, Debaryomycetaceae. Gene Ontology annotation, biological process: translation. Gene Ontology annotation, molecular function: structural constituent of ribosome. The coding region runs from base 1 to 492 and encodes 163 amino acids.